This is a messenger RNA of Paramecium tetraurelia, 951 nucleotides long. RefSeq lists its product as uncharacterized. The transcript is spliced from 3 exons. Gene Ontology annotation, molecular function: protein binding. The record is from RefSeq and is a predicted model, not a curated record. Lineage: Eukaryota; Ciliophora; Oligohymenophorea; Peniculida; Parameciidae.
AUGUUUUUGUGUUUGUUAUUCUAACUCAUUAGAACCUAGAUUUUUGAUUGUACCAUAACGUCAGCUGAAUGCUCAGAUAAUUAUUAACCUGUGUGUGGGCUCACUAUUAAUAUGGUGUCCAUAUAAACUUUCAUGAAUGAAUGUUAUGCUUGCAAAGCUAAUCUUGUUGUUAAAUACAAGAAUGGUGAGUGCACUAAUUAUUAAGAUGAAAAAACCCCCAGCAAUCAUAAUGAUGACAAAAAUCAAUAUACUAAUUCAACUUUCAACCCUUCUGGAAAUUAUACUCAAUUAUUCUCUUGUUCAGAUCCUCGACCAAGUAUUUGUGGAACUAAUCAAAAACGAACAUGUGGAUUCUUAGACUCCUUGACUGAUUGCUAUGGAAAGUACUGCUAAGCUUAAUUCAUUAAUGAGUGUCAUGCUUGUAGAAAUACUUCGAUACACAAUUAUUUCUAUGGGGAAUGCUCAGACUACAAAUAAAGAUAAGCAACUAAGAUUCAGUGUAUUUCAGAAUAAAAGAAUUAAUGCGAUAUAAUGGAAUAAAUAGAUGUUUGUGGUUUCUUAGAAGAAACAGCAGUUUGUCAAAAUCGACCUUGUUUGUAACCAUUUAAGAAUACUUGUGAACCUUGCAAUUAAUCUAAUAUCAAAUCCUAUUUUAUUGGAAAUUGCAAUGAUUACGACAAUCUAUUCUUUAGCACAGACUAGAUAGAAGAGGUUUCAGAAGAAUAAUAAAAAUAUAAAUAUUGUUAACCUGAGAGACCUUCUUCUUGUAAUUAGGAAUUUUCAUAAACUUGUGGGGUAUUAAAAUCAUGUAAUGGAACCGGAUGUGAACGAAUAUUUGAUAAUCCAUGUAGUGCAUGUCAAAAUACUUAAAUUGAAGGCUAUUACAAAGGAUAAUGCUAGACAAAUUUUGGUUAUGUUUUCUCUAUCUUUGUGAUUUAACUAUUAAUCUGA